UGGAGAGUGCACGGAGUUUGAACGAUGUGGUGGAAAGUUUUUUCCUUGGUAAAUAUGCUGAUUGUCGAUCGAUGCUGGCGAAGAUAUCGGCUGAUGAUAAAUGGGCGAAGUCAGUGGUUGCUCAGUGUCUUGUGGAAAAUAACGUGAUUGUCUGUACAUGCAAGGAAGGAUCAGUGAAAGACGAGAGACUGAUGAUCUCUGAGAUGGUUAACAGAUUGACCAAGGUGUCAAAGAUGAUACAAGGUUUACCUCCGUCUCUGAAAGCACUUCCAGUUGAGUUGAUCAUCACCUUCAACACAUCUGCAUUGCUCCUUCAGCAGAUGUACCAGAUUGAAGCAGUUCAGACCAGUUUGAGCCAGACUGGUCAGGCAACUCAUCCUGUUUCAGUGAGUUGGAGUCAGAUUCAGGAGAUUGCCACUGCAACCUUGCAAAGAGUUUGCUGUGCCAUGGGUUCUAUAGAAUCCACACCAGACAUUGAAAAACUCCUGAGAUGCAUCGCCAGUUUUGCUCAUUUGGUACCCUCAGACGUGAUCUCGCUGGUGUCCCUGCAUUGCUGUGUGUUAAGUCUUGGUCACAUGAUCAACAAGCAAUACCAAAAUGCACUUAGCUUGCUGCAUGAGGCUUUGAAGAUUCAGCCCAGGCAGAGCCAAGAUGACAGACAGAGGACACCGUCACAGUGUUUAAUGAUGAGUCUUCAAGUUGGUAACGCUGUAGUGGAUAUCAGUCAAAUACAACGUAACAGUUCAACACUCAGUGUUGGAGAUCUUGCCCAAUUCUUAUUGGUCACCGGCUUGUUUCAAACUGGCCAGUGGAAUGACUGCUUGCAUCAUAUCAGCACAAAGGAGCCAAGAUUACCCAGUUCCCUUGACUCAACUCAAAAACUCAUCCAAGGAUACAGCUUGUUUCAGACAGGCAAUUUUAAAUCAGCGCUGGAACAUUUGGCACCAUUAGCUGAAAGCCCAGAUUUUGAUGUCACAUUGAAAGUUAAAACGAUCAACCUCAUUGGCUGCUGCUUAGCAAACCUGAAGAAACCUUACACAGCAAUACAGAAGUUCCAAGAAGCCUUGAAGAUGGACUUCAGCUACCUUUGCCCCUUGUACAAUAUCACCCUAGUCUACCAACAUCUAGGACUUCAAGAUGCUGAAAUGGAGGCACUUGACCUUCUUAUCAAAAUCCUUAGAGACAAAGAUACAAAAGCCACUCAUCCCUCAGCGUGUGAUGUAAUUCUGGGAUCACAAGCUUUGUCAACUGCAACUGCAGAUGAGCAGAGUGGCAUCUACAGCAUGGAUGAGCAGAGCCUUAGUGUUGUCGUUAUCUUGUAUAGGCUGGCAAGGAGGUAUUUGGGACUAGACAGACAUAGUGAUGCGGUAAAUAGGUACCAAGAACUUCUUAGUUUUAUUGAGAAUGACUCCUCAUCGUUAAUCAAGCUUCCACAGGUCCAUCAAGAAGAUUCUAUUUCUCUCCCUUCAUUGCACACAAUCUAUCUGGAGACUGCAUUGUCUUUGUACAAUGCUAAUGACAUCAAACAGUCACUCAAAAUCACUGACAGAAUCAUUACCAAAAUGGGUCCUAAGGUUGGACACAAGACUAGAACAUCUGACUCAGCCUCAGGCAGCGGAGCUGGUGAAGAUGCUGGAAGACAACAUGGUCAGCCUAGAAUGAGCGAUGAUGUGUUUCCUGGGCCCAGUUUCCGUGGCAACAGUUCAGGAGUUGAGGAGCUAGACGUUGUGGUUGCUGUACCGUCGUGCAGUGGAGUCGGUCCAGGAAAAUCAGCAAGGAGAACCUCAAUUGAUUCCUGUCUGAAGCUGGCAUCCAAAAUUUCUUAUAAAGUGCCAUCUCUGAAAAUAUUAACAUUGGCCAGGAGACGCCGACCUGGAGAAAGGGAGAAUUCUCAAGAAUCUGCCGAAAGACUCUUGAUUGCCAAUGCUCUCCUGCUGAAAUCCAACUGCCUCAUCCUGUCAAAAGAAUUGGCCCAGGCUUUAGACAUCACCAACGAGUUACUCGUCUAUCUGUCGGAUGUGGCAAGCACUGAAGAUCAGACAGAUGAGAUUGGAUCUUGCUCCAGGGGGAUAGAAAUUAAUAUGGAGAGUGGAAGUGAUGGUGAGCAGCCAGUGAGUAAAAAGAGGAAGAUUGAAUCAACACACGAAAAUAAAGAGACGACCUUUGCCCCUACUCGUACACCAAAAGAAACAAGAAAGCCACAGCCAAUAAUGGAAGGUCUACUGGAAAUGAAAGCAAAAGCUUAUAGCAACAAAGCGAUGAUUCUGAUAGGCCAGAAGAAGCAUUCAGAGGCUCUUCACAUGCUGGUUUUGGGCACCCAAUGUUGUCCAGAUGACAGUGACGUCAUGUAUAACUACACUUUAUUGCUGACAAAGUUGGGACGCUUGGAGGAAGCAAGAAAAGUAAUGUCAAAGCUGCUGGUAUUGGAGGCUAGUCUUGAGAUGUCACCGCUAUCACAAUGCUUGUUGAAACAUGAUUAGGAAGUAAGUCCAUUGCU
Molecule: messenger RNA, 2497 nt
Organism: Acanthaster planci (crown-of-thorns starfish)
Lineage: Eukaryota; Metazoa; Echinodermata; Asteroidea; Valvatida; Acanthasteridae
Biological process (GO): interstrand cross-link repair
Cellular component (GO): Fanconi anaemia nuclear complex
Molecular function (GO): protein binding
Source: RefSeq, a predicted model, not a curated record